AUGCCGAAGCGAUCCUUGGACGCUAGCAACCUGUCGCCCACGAUGCAGACGGACCGGGCACAGAAGAAGACGGAGAGGUCCCAUGAAGAGAACCAGGAACGUGCGUACAUCGCCGCUUCCCGGCGGGCGGAUCGUAGCAUUGAGGCUCGCGUGCAGUCGGCCAAGAUGGCUAGCGAGAUUCACAAGAAGCGCACUGGCAAGGGCUUUAAGAUUUCCGAGGCCAUCGUGCAGGCCGAGGAGAUGUACGAGGAGGAAGAGGACGACAUGCCCAGAUCCUACCGCAUGCUUGCAGCCCACCUCCAGACUGGCUCUGCCGAGUUUGACUACCGUGUGAACGCAUUUCUUGCCAACCGAGUAGCCAUGGCAAGCAUGGUCGCUGGACUUCGCAACGAGGAGUGGGCUCAGAACCCCAUCAACAAGAUGUUCGCUGAGCAAUUCCCAAACGCCAACAAGCAGGCUCAGGCUUUGUCGCGCAACAUCACCAACUCCAUGUAUUACCAGCCUGUUGCCGGCCAGCGCCCAGCGCCGCAGCAGCAGCAACAACAACCUCAGUCUGAUAAAGUAGCUUCGAGCCCCGUGUCGCCAACUUUCGGGACAGUAAACUUUCAGCCAGAGCGUCAGCAGUACCAGCGUGAGAGAACGCAGUCUAUAGCAUCACCUAUGGACAUGGCCACCCCAACCAUGCGAGAGCACGUCCAGUCUCCUCCUGCUCUAUCUCCUUCUUCUGAGGCAGCAGCCGGCACCCCUUCGACACGCACCGCUUCGACGUUCGCUUCACCGAUGAUGGCCAUCGACCACAGUUUCUUCCCGCCCGGAUCAUCGUUUACAGCUGAGCUGCCUAUGGAUGUCAAGAUGAUGGCACCCAACUUGGACAUGAGCGAUCCGAUGUCUCACAUGUUCAUGGGCAACCCGUUGCAGCAACAGAUGUAUUACCCGGACACGCAUUCGAUGGCUGAUCUGAAACACGACCAGCAUCUGAAUGAUAUGACUUUGGCCAACCAUGAGUACUUUAACGGAGACUUAAACCCGUAUGCCUCGCGCUACGACGACCCGCGAAGCGAGGCCGCCACACCCGCUCCCAAUAUCAACGACAACUGGGAUGCCUACCUAGAUUUUGGCGAACAGUCUGACAAUGGUGCCAUCGACCCGACAUUGUAG
Molecule: messenger RNA, 1158 nt
Organism: Colletotrichum spaethianum
Lineage: Eukaryota; Fungi; Ascomycota; Sordariomycetes; Glomerellales; Glomerellaceae
Exons: 2
Coding region: 1-1158 (385 amino acids)
Source: RefSeq, a predicted model, not a curated record